This is a messenger RNA of Neopsephotus bourkii (Bourke's parrot), 1996 nucleotides long. It is a transcript of the gene RRP7A, whose product is annotated as ribosomal RNA processing 7 homolog A. Gene Ontology annotation, biological process: rRNA processing; ribosomal small subunit assembly. Lineage: Eukaryota; Metazoa; Chordata; Aves; Psittaciformes; Psittacidae. Bases 686 to 1513 code for a protein of 275 amino acids. The transcript is spliced from 7 exons. Gene Ontology annotation, molecular function: RNA binding. The record is from RefSeq and is a predicted model, not a curated record. Gene Ontology annotation, cellular component: CURI complex; UTP-C complex.
CUGAUUCCUGGCACUAAUUCGGUAUGCUUGGCCAGGACAUGUGGUAGGUAAUUGACAAUAGCAUUUCUUUUUUCCUUUGCUUUUUGAAAGACAUGAUGACUUGUGAAGUGAUGCCACAAUUUGCAAGUUUGGUAUAUUUUCAUGGGUUUUGCAUGUACUGUUUCUACUGAUAAUACUCAUUAACUUAGAUAUUUGGUUGAGCCAACUGUCCGUACAAUUGCUUGCUUUAUUGUCCAUUGUCUUCCUUCGGUUUCAUUAUUUUUGGAGUGGUCUUGUCUUCCAUUCAGUCAUAAAUACAAGUUUCUCUGUAAAUGUAAUCUUUUAAUCUUUUUUUUUUCUGAUUAACAAGUCUUUAAAAACAGUUGUUUUUACAAUUAUCUUUGAAUGUUUUAUGUAUAUUUAAGUUUCCUUUAUUUGCCUUUGUAUGAUUAAGCACAGUGCCUGUUUUAUGCAGUUCAGGUCCUCGUUUUCAGAACCGUUACACUAAAUGCUGGUGUGUAACAAGCUUUUCUUACAGCGGGUGAUGCUCUGGAUGGGGAAACUUGCUGGUUAAACUCCACCUUGGCGCCGAGGUCGGGUCCCUCAGCGCUGAGGGUCCCCCCGCAGCCAUUAGCAGCCCCGCGCCGCCGCGGGGAACUACAACUCCCGACGGCCCCCGCGCCACGCCGCUUCCCGCCGAGCUAAGAUGGCGGCCGCCGUGGAACGUGUGGUGGGAGAGGCGCCGGCAGGCUACACGGCUCUGGCGGUGAAGUUCGGGGAGCGGCAGCGCUGUCCUCACUAUUUGUUGGUAAAGGAGCACCAGCUGCGGGAAGGCGCCGGCACCGCGCACCCCCCUCACCGCACCCUCUUCGUCCUCAACGUGCCCCCGUACUGCACACCGGGCUCUCUGUCCAGGCUGUUCAGCCGCUGCGGGCAUGUCCAGUCUGUGGACAUGUGUGACAAACCAGGGCCCGGGGAGAAAAAAGGGAAACUGAACUCCAAGUUCUUCAACUGCAAAGCUGUAACGGGAUUUCAAGUGGCAUACGUGGUUUUCAAGAAACCAGCUGGCGUCCAGGCAGCCAAGGCUCUGUCGCAGGAAGGUCCCUUGCUGAUCUCAACAGAGAGUCACCCCGUGAAAACUGGUGUUAGGAAGUGGAUCGCCAGCUAUGCAGCCUCAGUUGUGGAUCAGGAGGAGCUGAAGGCUGAGGUGGAUGCCUACAUGCAAGACUAUGACAAAAAGAUAAAAGAGGAAGAAGCCAAAGCAGCCAGGGAGGAGGGUGUUCCGGAUGAGGAGGGCUGGGUGAAGGUAACACGGAGGGGCCGGAAGCCUGGUCUGCCCCGGACAGAGGCGGCCAACCUGCGCCUGCUGGAGAAGGAGAAACGGAAAAGGGCCCGCAAAGAGCUGCUCAACUUCUAUGCCUGGCAGCAUCGUGAGACCAAGAGAGAACACAUCGCCCAGUUGAGGAAGAAAUUUGAGGAGGACAAGCAGAGGAUCGCGCUGAUGCGAGCCCAGCGCAAGUUUCGGCCAUACUAAGCUGUGCUGAGCUAUUCCUGGGGUGCCCGGGCUGGAGAGGGCGGGAGAGAUGCCUGAUGACUCCAUAUCACAAAGGAUUUCAGGGAACUGAGGCAUCUUCAGAUUGUCCCUGCCCUUGGAUCUGAAACGGGAGAUCCCAGCAACUGUCACUGAAGGAGGAGUUUCUUUUUCUUGCAAUGGAAUUCUGCUCUCUUGGCCAUCAUUUGGCCCUGUGGCAUCACUUCCCAGGGUGCUCAGGCCAAGGAGCUGAGGCCUUUCCUGUGACAACUUGUAUUUCCCUGCUGCCCAAGGCCCUCUUGUAGCUUGGUGAGAGCUGGGAUUGACCCAGCACAGCCUCUUUAGGGGCAGGAAUGUCUGAAGAACUGUAAAUGAACUGCUGCUAUGUUCUCAAAAUGUGGGGAUGCCUCUCUCUCCCCUUUGGUCUGCAUGGGGAGACCUGGAGCUUCUGGUAUGCUGGGGUGGCAAUAAAAGUCAUGGCUUGUA